Sphenostylis stenocarpa is the source of this 786-nucleotide messenger RNA. NCBI's taxonomy places the organism in Eukaryota, Viridiplantae, Streptophyta, Magnoliopsida, Fabales, Fabaceae. The record is from the annotation of a GenBank genome assembly.
AUGAAACCUAAUCACCCCUCAACCUCUUGUAACCGUCACCAAGAAGAGCAGUUCACCGGUUUCUGCCCAGCAUGUCUCCAUGAACGCCUAACCAUACUUGGCUACAACUCCUUUUCCUCUUUCCAGCCAUUACCAUCGUUACCACCACCAUUGUUGCAACUGCAACAACCUAUGCAAAUGCAACCCCAUUAUCCCUCCACCUCUUGUGCCCGCCACCCAGAGGAUCAAUUCAUCGGCUUUUGCUCAUCAUGUCUUUGUGAACGACUAGCCGUUUUAGGGCACAACUCUUCAUCCUCCAUCCACAAGGGCCCCACUUUCUCCACUACCACCAUUGCACCCAAUGCUAUUUUUCAGCCCUCUUCUUCCACCUUCAACCCUAACCUUCGUCGUGCCAAAUCCUACCCUCCUUCAAGAAAUGAAGAACCCUCUUGCGCCUUAGAGUCGCAGUGGAAAUCAUGUGAUACCAUAGACCCUAGCACCCUUUUCAACCAAGAUGAGAAACACAAAAUUCCCAUGAAGGAACCCAAUGUUGAAACGUGCAACCUCGCCUCCUCGUCUAUUAUUCAGGAAGAUGAAGAAGAUAACAUUGUCAAUGUCGUUAAUGUUAACGAAUUACCAAAAGCACAAAUAACCAAAAUUGAAACUGAUGUGGAUGCAGAAGAGAUACUAGAAGCGAUGAAGGAUCAAAUGGAUGUAGAUUCUCAAGCGAAGGAAGGUUCUAACCGUAAUUUGAAGGGAUGCUUCUGCUUUUCAACGUCAAUUUUCAAGAAGAAGCUUCAAAAGUAG